Messenger RNA from Anoplopoma fimbria (sablefish), 5558 nucleotides. RefSeq names its product zinc finger DHHC-type palmitoyltransferase 3a (gene zdhhc3a). Lineage: Eukaryota; Metazoa; Chordata; Actinopteri; Perciformes; Anoplopomatidae. Gene Ontology annotation, molecular function: protein-cysteine S-palmitoyltransferase activity. Gene Ontology annotation, cellular component: Golgi apparatus; endoplasmic reticulum. The record is from RefSeq and is a predicted model, not a curated record. Bases 327 to 1256 code for a protein of 309 amino acids. Gene Ontology annotation, biological process: protein targeting to membrane; peptidyl-L-cysteine S-palmitoylation. The transcript has 7 exons.
GAAAGGGGCGGAAGCCGUGCGUGUAAUCGAGGGGAAGCUAGCAAGCAGCAACAUCCCCCGAAGGAUGCUCGUCUCUCAGGUGAGAUUUAGCGGGAUGUAUUGAUAAUAAAUCCGAAGUUAAGGCAGACGGACGUUCUGGAGCAGCUACCGCUUUACAGCGGAAGGGAAGGAGAGUGACACAAAUAGGCAAACAGAGGCCCAAACCUUAACGUUGCCUCUAUACUGCGACCCUCCUGUUCCCCUCUUAAAGUAUGCGGUGACUGAGACUGACGCCAGAAGGCACAGUGGAUCCGGUGGCAGCGGCGGGUGUCUAGCUUAGAUGAAGGAUGAAGAGCCCGGUGCACAGAUGCAGGGAUGUGGAGCAUGGGCGCGGGCAGGGCAGGGCCACAGCCAACUGCCUACAGGCCGAGCAGCGCAUCCCUAUCUCCAAAGACGUGAUCACUUCCUCCGCAGCCUCCGCCAUGUGGUUCAUCAGGGACGUCUGUGGCAUCGUGUGCGCCGUCAUCACCUGGCUGCUGGUGUUGUACGCAGACUUUGUGGUGCUGUUCGUGAUGCUGCUGCCCUCCAAGAAUCUCACCUACAGCAUUGUGAACGGGACCCUAUUCAACAUUCUGGCCUUCCUUGCCCUUGCCUCACACCUCAGGGCCAUGUGCACUGACCCGGGGGCGGUGCCAAAAGGGAAUGCCACCAAGGAAUACAUAGAAAGCCUCCAGCUGAAACCAGGGCAGGUGGUCUACAAAUGUCCCAAGUGCUGCAGCAUCAAGCCUGACCGAGCACACCACUGCAGUGUUUGCAAACGCUGCAUACGUAAGAUGGACCACCACUGCCCCUGGGUCAAUAACUGUGUUGGGGAGAACAACCAAAAGUACUUUGUGCUCUUCACAAUGUACAUUGCACUUGUCUCCCUCCACUCUCUGCUCAUGGUGGUCUUCCAUUUCCUCUACUGCUUUGAAGAUGAUUGGACAAAGUGCAGUUCCUUCUCUCCUCCAGCAACAGUCAUCCUCCUCAUACUCCUGUGCUUUGAAGGCCUCCUCUUCCUCAUCUUCACCUCUGUGAUGUUCGGCACCCAAGUCCACUCCAUCUGUACCGACGAGACCGGCAUAGAGCAGUUGAAAAAGGAAGAGAGAAGAUGGGCUAAAAAAACUAAGUGGAUGAACAUGAGGGCGGUAUUUGGACACCCUUUCUCCUUUUUGUGGUUUAGCCCGUUCUCCACCCCUGACCAUGGGAAGGCUGAGACCUACCAGUAUGUGGUGUGAGAGCUCAGCGCGUUGAGCGUGGUGACCCGGGUCAGAACCAAAGUGGGAAACCACUGCCCGGCCCCGUAGAGCUCAGCUGGGGCAAUCCGUUGCUUUCAAUGCUGAACACAUUGUAUCUCCCACACAUUAGCCAUGGACAGCUUCCCAUCUGCUUUUUGUUUUGCAAUCCAAGUGCGCUAUACGUUUAUUUUUGUGUUGCCUUGUGCGUUGAGUUGCAGAGAAAAAGAAAGCACUUUCAUUUUGUGAAUCCAGUUUGAAAACACUGUGAUAAAUCUGUAUUUUUGUUUCCUGAGCUGUUUCUAUUUCUGUUGUUGUAUCAGAAGCCUUUUAUUUUCUUGAACUAUGUUUACUCUAUCAUUCCCUCAUAGAUUUAGUUCAGUUAAAUUCCAAAAAAACCCAUUGACUUACUUAUCCCGAGUGAUGUCUGGCCAUGCUGGUAGUUUAAGGUGUUGAAACUGCCAUCCCCAAUACAAUGGAAGAAAAUGGAAUUGAAUAUAGGGCUACCACUAACAAUUAUUUUCAUUAUCAAGAAAUCAGAUAAAUAUUUUUAUUUGGUAGUUUAACUGUAAAAAAAAACAACAUGUUCCCAGAACUGUUAAAAAAAUUAAAUUCUAAUCCCAGACAAAUGAAACCCAAACUAUCUACAUGGCUUCAUACCACCAGUGGUGAGUGGAAAAAUGUCGUUUUUGAUGAGUUUACCAUUUUUUUUAAAAUCAUCUUCUUGUCAGAUAGUAAUCAGUAGUGUUCCAGAUAUUGCCACUAUAAUGGAUUGGAUUAAUUGUUAGGUUACAGUAGUUUCUACAAUCACAUUCCUUGUGGGAGCAAUUCUGAAAACCGAUCCAUUCCUAAGGCCUUUACACACCGGGAGCAUGACAAAUAAACAACACGAAAUUGUCAAAGGUAAAAGCAGAAGGAGUGGAUCUGGUAGGGGCUGCCUUUGUUAAGGUUGAAAGGAGUGAUAAAGUUUGCUGUCUUUGUACAGACUACGAAGCUUUAUAUGUCCGUUCCGUACAAUGUGGUUUGUUGAUUCCUUAUAGAGGUGUAAAUACACAGAAAAGUCAACCUUCUUCUGAAAACAAUUUUGGCAUAAUAUUCCAGUCAGUGUGAAAGUAUUCAUGAUAAAAAGCCACAGUUCGAAAGAUAUUUUAAAAAAUGCCCCCUGUGGGUAAAGGCCUGUAGGCUGACCCUUUUUAAAUGGCGCCAAAUACAGCACAUAAAGGAACACUUUGCCAUCAUUAUUGUGGAUGUUUGGUAUAAUGUCUAUGAUACACCAUUCAUACAAAAUUGCCUACCCCAUGUUUUCUCCUGAUACCUCAGCUGAGGGCAUCUGCCAACAUCGAUUUCCUGUGUAAUACCAGUGCUCUGAUUUUCCCUUUAACUGGGAAUAUAUUAACAUCCCUACGUAGAGUAUUUAUUGUAAAUACUGAGAUCUGACCCCACCCAGUGAAGAACCCAGUGAAUCCAGCCUGAGAAAUCGUUCGCUAUUGUUAUUGAUGGGUACAUUGAUGGGUGGUGUUUAGUGCUGUCCUCGAAAAAAGAAACUCUUAGUUGACUAAUACUCCUCUUAUUUUGUCGACUAAUCGAUUAGUUGAUUAAAUCAACAGACCUGUAAAACUGAGUGUCUCCACAAAGAAUCGCACAAAAGCCCCAUUAUAAAUCUUGUGUUUACCAGAGAUGUGGUCGUAAGUCUCUUUUGAUUUAAGUCAUUUAGUAUAAAAAAAAAGCAUAAGAAAGACUAAUUGACUCAAGAAGUAUCAUCAACUGAGACCAAAACGACUGAUUAGUUUGCUACUCGACUAAGAGGGGGCAGCUCCAGUGGUGUUUAAAGAAUCCACAGCUCACCUGUGGGACAGUAGACGGUAUCUUACCAUACAAGAGAACAUGUUCAAAGUGAUCCUUUAGUGUUGUAUUUAAGCCUUUUUUAUCCCUUUUGAGAAAAACUACGUACAAGGCCAAAAAAAGUCACAGUGCAGUUUAAUUAUGUGUUUAAAAUGAAUUUAAAAUCUACAUGUUGCCCAGUUGUGGAACAAUCUCCCUGAUUCCUCUCUGAUACAUGCUUUACAUGAACAAAUCCUUUGUUAGAGGGCAGAUAGGUAUCCCCCCUCCCAUCAAAACAAACGAUUGAAAAAGAGUCUGCUUGCUUUAGUGGUUUCAGGCUUUGCUGAAUCAUUCUUGUACUGCUUUAUGGGGACAUGAAAUCUCAGGUUCUCAGUCAAAUUUCAGUUAGCACAGAUGUCCACCUCAUCGUGUCUUUCAACAAAACAUUGUGAGGAUCUUGUCGGUAGAUUCCUCCCCCCCACCAUUACACUAACACCCGUGAGUGUGUGAGUGUGUCUGUGUACUUGCACAUCUAUCUUUGUGAGGACCAACUUGAGUUUUAGACUUUCAAAGUGAGGACAUUUUUGAUGACGUUUUGCAGGUCCUCAUCUCUUCAAAUCUUGUUUGAUGGUUAUUUGUCAUUCAAAAAGCGAAACCAGACGAUCUACUGUAGGUCUGGAUAUACAAGCUGUUGUUAUAAUACGCACAUGAAAUCAAGCAGCCUUUGUCGACCAUUUUUCUGCCACUCUCGCUCACCACUUCAUUACAGUCAGCCACCUUGUUGUGAAAAUAUUUGUGUACACUGGAAUGAUUAGAAGAGUGUGGCCUCUUGACUUAAGACGUCGUCAUGCUUUCCUCACUGCGUUUUUAAUUAUUGUGCGCUGAUUUGCUUAAGCUGAACAGCCAAUCAGAGGGACAGGAUUAAACGGCCAAAAACGUUGCCAGCAGUAGGGACACAUCACAAGAACUAGGGACACAGACACUUACUAAUGACCUGACAUUGGCUGACCUGAUGUAGCUUGCGAUGAUUAAGGUUAAAGUAAGGGGGGUAGGGAGUGAUUUUCCUCGAUAUGAGUGUCCUCACAAAGAUAGAAGUACAGGAAUGUGUGUGUGCCAGCGCAUGAAACUUGCCCGUGAAACACUCCUGUGCUCUGUGAUGUAUUGACGUUGUGAGCGCGUGCCAAAUUAAUUUAACCCCACAAUGACAUGAUUAUUUGGGAAAGGUUUGACAUGUAAUUCCUCAGAAAAGGUAAAAGUAUUAAAAUGUAAAUUGUAUGAAAUCCUGUGUGGAGUCAAAGGGACGCGCCGUAUUAAAAUGUUUAGAUUUGCAUUCUUCUGAUUAUUCAGCAGCUGGAUGAAAGCUUGACUGUAUUUCUGCACUAUAGAGUGCUGCAGGAAUGAGUCCUAAAACUUGGUAAAUGUGCCUGCAUCUUUGCACUUCUGGUUUCCUCGUCUCAAAGUCUAUUUUGAUAAUUUUUUGUGUUUUUGGUUAAAUGCCAAUAAUAUGGUCUGUGGCUAACAUGUUUUUAUAGAUUUGUGUUCUGCAACAUUAAAUAUACAGAAUAUAAAUUAAGAAGCUUUUACAUGUCUUAAAAUUGGUGGUUGCUAACAAGUGGCUAAAUGAGACUACAAAACGUCAUCACUAGAACACUAGUCCACCUUUAGCAUAGUGGUUGUGACGUGAAGUCAUGUGACAGCGGUGUAGUUAAUUUUAACGCUUUAUACUUUCGCCAAUUUGCUUUCAAGCUCUAAAAGUCAUUUUUUUUGGAACCAGUGCAACUUCUGGGGUUAGCCCUACAACAAUACAUCAUCCCUGCACCACUCUAUUCCAGCCUGCUUCAAAACACUUAACUUUCAUCAUUCACAUUUACAAAAGUACUAAAAACGCUGAUACGCACUUUGUAUUUAUUAUUUAAGAUUUUCUCCUGUGUGAACUGCUCUGUUCUGAACUGUGCAUUUCAUUCUCCUAUUCUUUGUUUACACGAUAUGUUAUGUAUCCUUUGUUAUCUGAAUGCAUGGUACAGGUGAAGGUUAGUUUAGUGAUGUAUGUGAAACACUGCCGGUAUGAUGACGCCAAGUCAUCACCGGUGAGCGUGAUGGUGGAGAUGAUUUGUUUUUUACGGAAAUUUUAAUUCUUUCUAAAUAUUCUGAAAAUAUUUCAGCACAUGCGGAGAAUAAAUACUUCUCAGUUGCAAUGCAAAAACUGUGUUUGCUUGCUUUUUUUUGAAUGUAUUUAUUUCUCUUUGAUUGUGGGGGGCCCUUCUACACCCAAAAUGUGUUUUCACCUCUCUAUUUGUUAUGUUUAAUAAGGUUACAGAAAAGGUUUCUGCUUUCCCUGCAUACAGUCCUCUCACACCCUGCAUUGUUCAAUUUUUUCACUCUGUCCUUGUCUUUCAUUCUAUUCCAUAUUUACUCUCUUUAAACUGCCUCUUCCCCAUGCAAUGUUCUCUCUACGCUCAUGCAUUUGCUUUGGUUGAUAACUCG